This is a messenger RNA of Ceratosolen solmsi marchali, 2890 nucleotides long. RefSeq names its product hunchback (gene Hb). The record is from RefSeq and is a predicted model, not a curated record. Lineage: Eukaryota; Metazoa; Arthropoda; Insecta; Hymenoptera; Agaonidae.
CGUUUAUGAGCGAAUCACGCAGUACACAUCGUAAAGGUCAGAACGUUAUUUUCGUCCUAUAACUACAGGCAUUCAGAUAAUUACCGAUUAUCAUAUGUUUUUCUCUUGUCCCCAGCGUUGGCACGAAGUGUUUUAUGCCGAUUGAAGGAUAGAUAGCUAUUAUCGCCAGUCGGUGAUUGAGCCAAGAUAUAGAGAGCAAUGUCUUUUGUUCCUCGGCUUUCCAGAACACAAGGGCAAAGUCUUCGUAUGCCCGAAAAACAAUUGAUCCACCCGGAUGACUCACGACUUCUUAUUCCGAGCAGAUUUUUCUUAUUUUUACGGUUUCCUUUAUUUAGCAUCAAAAAAAGCAAUCGCUUUACGCAUUGCAAGUGCCAAGAUGAGAGGCAACUGGGAUCAAGCGGAGCCCCUGGUACUCGCGCCGGAGCAGCAUCAACAGCUCCAGCAGCAACAGCACCAACAGCAGCAGACGAUCGUGGACGCGGAUCAGCUACGAGCGGGACAUCCCCUCCACUCGCCAACCACGCCCGCCUGGGGCACCAUUGCCGAUAGAAUCACGGUGAAGGAGGAGCCACAGGAGGACAAGAACAACGACUCUGGCAUUUCGCCCGGGCAUUACACAAGCGAGUCCGCUUCGCCUCGCAGCCGGCGCUCCUCGUCCACGGCCAACUGUAGUCUCUCGCCCAGGAGCGCCUCCUCCCAGGAUUCCAACGGCAUGCCUAUGAACUCGUACGAGUUCAGUCCCCAGAGGCACUAUAAGACCUGCGACUCGCCGCUCGACUCGCCGCUCGACUACGCGCGCGUCCAACACCAUCACCACCAUCACCAUGGAGCCGCGGCUCUUGACGACAGCUCCCAGCACCAUCUCGACAGUCAGCAGAUGCUCACGACCGACAUCGUAUCCUCGAGCACCACUGCGACAGGGCCCGGCCAUGACGAGCCCGACUCCAUCGAGGUCUCUCCAGAUCCCUUGCAGUGUCCCAUAUGUAACUUUUCCACCCAGAGCAGGCUGCAGUUCACACAGCAUCUCGUGAGCCACUGCACGAAAUGCGACACGUCCGAAUUCACCAAAUCGGUAAUGGACCAAUUGACGAACGGUGGCAGCAUCGGCAGCCCCGAGGAGCUGAGUCGCGCCUCGCCGAAUCAACACGAGCGGAACUCGGAGCACGAGCUCGAGGAAUCGGACGAGCCCGGGCUUCGGGUGCCGCGGGUCAACUCCCAAGGGAAGGUCAAGACCUUCCGCUGCAAGCAGUGUAAUUUCGUUGCCAUAACGAAGCUCGACUUUUGGGAGCACAGCCGCUGUCACAUUAAGGCCGAGAAGCUGCUCACCUGCCCCAAGUGCCCGUUCGUCACCGAAUACAAGCACCACCUCGAGUACCACCUGCGCAACCACUUUGGCUCCAAGCCCUAUAAAUGCGACAAGUGCAGCUACUCGUGCGUCAACAAGUCCAUGCUCAACAGCCACCUCAAGUCCCACUCGAACGUCUAUCAGUUUCGCUGCGCCGACUGCUCCUACGCGACAAAGUACUGCCACUCACUCAAGCUCCAUCUCAGAAAGUACGAGCAUAAGCCCGCGAUGGUACUGAACGCCGAUGGUUCGCCGAAUCCGCUGCCCAUCAUCGACGUCUACGGCACGAGGCGCGGUCCCAAGACCAAGCCAAGAAGGAUCAUGACCAGCAUCGCCAACAACAGCAGCAGCAUCAACAACAACAACCAGCCAUCGCCGACGGCCAAUGGACUGUUAAGCGGCCUCCUGCCGGCGGUCGUGCCCCAGCAAGCAUCGGUUCUCAAUCCCCACUUCCAGUUCAGCCCUGGACACGGCGUUAACGGUAUGGGGAAGAUCGGCGGUUUCGCGAGCUUCAACGAUGGUGGCGGCUUCCCCGCGACACCAGCCCUCAUCGGCUUCCCUUACAAUCAGCUAUUCGGCGGCUUUCCCAUUCCGACACCCUUUGCCGUCGGUCCGGGCGGCGACGAGGUCAGUGAGAAGCAGUUCGAGCGCCUCAAGGCCAACUUCAUGGAGUACGCUAAAAAUGCCAGCGACGUCAACGCCAAGAUUGCGGACGAGCUGUUGUCGAGCGGCGGUGAGUCAUAUAAGGACGAGUCCCUGUCUCCGUACGGCAAUUUCCCGGGUCUUCUUCUCUCCCCGGAGUCGGUGAAGCGGGAGCGAACGUUCGAGUCCCCCGAAUCCAAAGCCGCGCCUCUGGACUUGAGUAAACCCGAGCCCAGCCUAAGCGAUAAUUCGAGGAUGACCGCGGGCGUAGUGGGUGCAGCGCUGGCGGCGGCGGCGGCGGCGGCGGCGGUGGCAGCUCCAACGUCAACGCCCACGUCAACGUCAACGCCGACGCCAACGCCGACGCCAACGCCUAUGGCAACGGCGGCGUCUACGUCAACAGCAACAUCAACGUCCUCGGUCACGGCUUUGACGACGAAACUCGCGGCGACCGUCUCCUCAAAUUCGCCAAGAACCGGCGGCACCAGUAGGCGCAAGGGUCGAGCCGUGAAGCUCGACAGGCGCGUGAUGGAAAACGACUCGGAUGAGGAAAUGGCGCAGGAGGAGACGCGGCACGCGGACAGGUUCGACGUAUCACCGCCCUCGGCCUCCCCGGCCUCGAGCGACUCCAAGGACUCCAAGGACUCGGCACAGGCCGCGCACUUCGCCGGGGUUGGCAUGAGCAACGAGUUCAUCUGCCAAUACUGCGAGAUAUCCUUCGGUAACGAGGUCAUGCACUCGGUGCACAUGGGCUACCACGGCUACCAGAACCCAUACACGUGCAACAUGUGCGGCAUCCAGAGCACCGACAAGGUCUCAUUCUUCUUGCACAUCGCGCGCUCCAAGCACUAGUCCACGAGGACUGGAACUUCGACGCUCGAACUCGGACCCCCGGCUGGCAGA